AUGAGCUAUUAUUCAGACACCUUGGGAUUGCCAAACACAGACAAGGCUCGUUGGAGAUUAAGAACUGAUGAACUUGGAAGAGAAACUUGGGACUACAUAGAUGAAUCAAAUUUGACUUCCGAUCCCCAAUCAACUUUUGUUAAGUACCUGUUGAACACAGAUGACUAUAAAGCUGAGAUUUUGCCACAACCUGAAACACCAUUUGAUGCUGCUAAGAAUGGAGCUACUUUUUUCAAAAAAUUGCAAGAAGAAUGUGGUAUUAUUCCUUGUCAAUAUAAAGGCCCAAUGUUUAUGACAAUUGGAUAUAUUGCCGUCUGCUACUUCACCAAGACUAGAAUAGAGGAGGCUCAAAGAAUAGAGCUGAUUAGAUAUAUUGUCAAUACAGCACAUCCUGUCGAUGGUGGUUGGGGUCUACAUACUGUUGAUAAAUCUACUUGUUUUGGUACAUCGAUCAACUAUGUUUCAUUAAGACUUCUUGGUCUUCCAGCGGAUCAUCCUGUUUGUGUCAAGGCUAGAAGAACAUUACAUAGGCUUGGUGGUGCUAUUGCUAAUCCACAUUGGGGGAAAGCAUGGUUGUCAAUUUUAAAUUUAUACAAAUGGGAAGGUGUCAACCCAGCACCUCCAGAAUUAUGGGCGUUACCUUAUACUCUACCAAUACAUCCAGGUAGAUGGUGGGUUCAUACACGUGGAAUUUACCUACCACUAGGUUAUUUAUCAGCUUCCAAGGCCCAAUGUGAACUAGAUCCAUUAUUAGAGGAAAUUAGAGCUGAAAUUUACAGCAAACCUUUUGAUGAGAUUGAUUUCUCAAAACAUAGAAAUACAGUUUGUGGUGUUGAUUUAUACUAUCCUCAUACCAAGAUUCUUGAUUUUGCCAACAAUAUUAUGGUUGCUUAUGAGAAAUUCAGGCCAAAUUGGGUUCUCAACUCUAUCAAGAAAUAUACAUAUGGGUUGAUCAAAAAAGAAAUCCAAAAUACUGAUUACUUAUGCAUUGCCCCUGUCAACUUUGCAUUCAAUGCUAUUGUUACAUACUUAGAAGAAGGACCAGACUCUUAUGAAUUUAAAAGAUUUAAAGAAAGAUCUAAGGAUGUUUUAUUUUUGGGUCCACAAGGGCUUACAGUGAUGGGAACAAACGGGUCACAGGUCUGGGAUACAGCAUUUGCAGUGCAAUAUUUCUUUAUGGCAGGGCUGGAUAAAUUCCCGGAAUAUCAUGAAUUCAUCGAAAGAGGAUAUAGAUUUUUGGUGAGGUCACAAUUUACAGAAGAAUGUGUUGAAGGCAGUUUCAGGGAUAAAAGAAAGGGUGCAUGGGGAUUUUCAACAAAGACUCAAGGAUAUGUUGUUAGUGAUUGUACCGCAGAAGCUUUAAAGGCUAUCAUCAUGGUGAGAAACAGUACACAAUUUGCCCAUUUGAAAGAUUUGAUCAAGGAUGAGAAUUUACAAGAGGGGAUCGAUGUUUUACUUUCUUUACAAAAUGUUGGAUCAUUUGAAUACGGCUCGUUUGCAACCUAUGAAAAAAUCAAAGCCACAACUUUACUUGAAAAAUUGAACCCAGCUGAAGUGUUUGGUAACAUCAUGGUGGAAUAUCCUUAUGUCGAAUGCACAGAUUCAUCGGUUUUAGGUUUGACUUACUUCCGCAAAUUUUCAAACUAUAAACGUGAUCAAGUUGAUUUUGCAAUCUAUAGAGCUAUUGAAUAUAUUAAAAAAGCUCAAGGGGACGAUGGUUCAUGGUAUGGUUGUUGGGGUAUUUGUUUUACUUAUGCUGCAAUGUUUGCCCUUGAAGCUUUAGCUACUGUUGAUGAAAAUUAUGAAAAUUCUGAAGUUGUUCGUAAAGGUUGUGAUUUCCUUGUAUCACAUCAAAUGGAAGAUGGUGGAUGGGGUGAGUCUAUGAAGUCAUGUGAAACUCAUACAUAUGUUGAAUCUGAUCAAAGUUUAGUUGUCCAAACUGCUUGGGUUGUGAUUGGAUUGAUUUUAGCAGAUUAUCCAGAUAGAAAAGUUAUUGAGCGUGGUGUGAAAUUAUUGAUGGAACGUCAAUGCCCUACAGGUGAAUGGUUAUUUGAGUAUGUUGAAGGUGUUUUUAAUCAUUCGUGUGCUAUUGAGUAUCCAAAUUAUAAAUUCUUGUUCCCAAUCAAGGCACUAGGUUUAUUUAAAGAAAAAUUUGGGGAUGUUCCUUUAACUGUGUGA
Molecule: messenger RNA, 2178 nt
Organism: Hansenula anomala
Lineage: Eukaryota; Fungi; Ascomycota; Saccharomycetes; Phaffomycetales; Wickerhamomycetaceae
Gene: ERG7
Product: lanosterol synthase ERG7
Exons: 1
Coding region: 1-2178 (725 amino acids)
Biological process (GO): ergosterol biosynthetic process; triterpenoid biosynthetic process
Cellular component (GO): lipid droplet
Molecular function (GO): lanosterol synthase activity
Source: RefSeq, a predicted model, not a curated record